UCGGCGAUUCCCUGCCCAGGCCCAGGGCCAGGCCCCGCCCCCGCCGAGCAGCGCUGAGCGCGCACAGGAGGCUGAGUCGACCCCGGAGGGCCCAUCUGCAGCGGGAAGAGCCUCGAAUUGCAAAAAGGGGAGGGGGCUCCUGCUAUAGACAGGAGGGCAGUUCCUCCAUGGCGUGAGAUCAGCCCUCUGCCCAUGCCCAGAGAGCUCUCCCCUGGAGAACUGCAGCGUUCGAUCCGGUGACACGUUCUCCACAAGCGGGGCUGAUGUCGAAAGGGUCCCGCUGUGGCUUUUUCUCAGGCUUCCAACAGGUCACCCGUCAGUGCUGGCGAUCCUGAGGGUGUGUCCACACAGCUUGCGUAACCAGGUCAGGUCACGGCCUCCUGGCUGCCUUGGCACAACGCCUGGAUCUCGGCUAAGCUUUGCUGGCUUUGGAGGGCUGUGUGGGGCAAGCCCAGCCUGCUUGGUCAGCUGAUGCUUCUGUGCAUUGUGUGAGCCCCCCAAAUGGGUCCCAGAAUUCACCCGUUCACACGAAGUGGCGUGAAUGCAAGACCGAUGCUCGCCCUGGUGGUGGGGCACCAGGAGAACCCCGAAUUCCAAGGCUACAGGCAGGCCAUGGAGCACCACCGGGUGCCAAGCGAAACCCUGAGCCCCCAGCAGCUGGCCCACCGCUUCCCAGGGAUCCACCCGCACGGCGGGGAGAUGGCCGUGGCUGACCACACCGCAGGCGUCCUGUAUGCCAACAAGGCGCUUAAAGUUGUGCAGGACCUCUUUCAAAGCCACAAGGGGACCUUGAGGGACGGGGAGAAGGUUCUCCACAUCCUCCCGGGACCAGUGGUCACUGUCACGACCAGCCACGGGAGGUACCAGGCCAAACGCCUGGUGGUCACAGCCGGGGCGUGGACGAAUCACCUCCUGGCCCCGCUGGGACUGCAGCUGCCUCUUCAGCCGUUGCGCAUCCGAGUCUGCUACCUGCGGGCAAAGGUGCCAGGCCCGGAAGGCCUGCUGGGGCAACCUCCGUGCUUCCUGGGCAUCGGUCUCAACCAAGACAAGCACCACUUCUACGGCCUGCUGUCCGGGGAGUACCCGGAUCUGGUCAAGGUCUGCUACCACCAUGGCUCACCCGCAGACCCCGACAGGCCCAACCAGCAGGUCCAGGCCUCUCCUCCGGUGCCCGACCUCCAGCGCCUGCAGGAUUUCGUGAGCAAGUAUCUGCCAGGCCUUGAUCCAGAGCCCGCUGUCCAGGAGUGGUGCUUAUACACGGUAAGGAGGGGGCCGGCUGGGAGGAAGACCCCUGUAGCCCCUUUGUCUUCCACACAAAUCUGGGAAUCCCACUGA
Messenger RNA from Python bivittatus (Burmese python), 1335 nucleotides. NCBI's taxonomy places the organism in Eukaryota, Metazoa, Chordata, Lepidosauria, Squamata, Pythonidae. The record is from RefSeq and is a predicted model, not a curated record.